UCAAUUAUUUACCUUCGUCCCCAAAUUACGAAUUUGGCCGGAGUUGAAAAAUUCUCUUUCUGUGUCGCAAUUUGAAUCAAGCUCGCGAACUGCAACUAUGGUUUGCGAUAAGUGUGAGAAGAAGUUGUCCAAGGUGAUUGUUCCUGAUAAAUGGAAGGAAGGUGCCAGCAACACUACUGAAGGUGGAGGCCGUAAGAUUAACGAGAACAAACUGCUCUCCAAGAAGAAAAGGUGGUCACCUUAUGGAAAUACAAAGUGCACUAUUUGCAAGCAACAAGUGCAUCAAGAUGGUAAAUAUUGUCAUACCUGUGCUUAUAGUAAAGGAGUAUGUGCAAUGUGUGGAAAGCAAGUUCUUGACACCAAGCUAUACAAACAGAGCAAUGUAUGAUGUGGACAUGGUUGACGAACUAACUUCAAUGUUACCUCAGCACACACUUAUCUUAGAGAAUUGUUCUUACUUUGUGAAUGCAAUGAGAAACACUUGAUUCUGUAUCCAUGAUUCUGUAAAAUACUACAAAAGCUG
Molecule: messenger RNA, 523 nt
Organism: Solanum verrucosum
Lineage: Eukaryota; Viridiplantae; Streptophyta; Magnoliopsida; Solanales; Solanaceae
Exons: 4
Coding region: 98-388 (96 amino acids)
Biological process (GO): cytoplasmic microtubule organization
Molecular function (GO): microtubule binding
Source: RefSeq, a predicted model, not a curated record